Molecule: messenger RNA, 3630 nt
Organism: Cataglyphis hispanica
Lineage: Eukaryota; Metazoa; Arthropoda; Insecta; Hymenoptera; Formicidae
Molecular function (GO): oxidoreductase activity, acting on paired donors, with incorporation or reduction of molecular oxygen; monooxygenase activity; iron ion binding
Source: RefSeq, a predicted model, not a curated record
UUUGCUUCAUGAAUAAGUGUUAUUCCUUAUGGAUUAUUAAUUGCGUAUUGAUGUUCUUGAAUACUUAAUGAUAUAUAUUUAUUUUUUCUGAAAAAAAAAACAUCAAAAUAUUAAUUACAUUUAUUUAAUUACAUUUAGUUAAUUACAGUUGCAAUUAAUAAAACAAUAAUUGUUGUUUAAUUAUCGUUUUGAAAAAGAUUGAUUAUUUUUUAAACAAUCAAGAUAAUAUAGCUCGAUAGAUAUCAUAAGUAAGAAUUAUGUAAAGAAUGUCCGAUGUGCGAUUAGUGAUAAUUAUGCGUCAAUAAUAUUGUGAGAAGCAUAUAAAUAACUUUGACGUAUAUUUCUUCAGUUUAGUCUGUCACUGCAAUAAGUAAUAUCAUAACGAUUCAGACAAUAACUUCGGUGUUUGAAAACAUUCUAUUCUACAUAAAUAGAAUAUUUUUUUAUAAACACUUUAAAAUGGCAUUCAUUACGGCUUAUUGGGGUCUGGAUGGCAUAAUAGUUCUAACGACUCUUAUCAUAAUCGCCUACCUUUAUAUGACUCGUAAAUUCAAUUAUUGGAAAAAACGAAACGUUGUGGAUAUAACGCCGACGCCAUUUUUUGGCAAUUUCAUGCACUGCUUGUUUUUAAAAAAAUCUGCCGGCUAUUUCAUGAAAGAUCUUUACGAUCAAGCGAAGGGACUACCUUACAUUGGCUUCUUCAUUUUUGACAAGCCUUGCUUGAUGGUUCGCGAUCGAGAAAUCGUCAAGAAUGUUUUAGUAAAGGAUUUUAAUUAUUUUGCCGAUCGAUACGGUUCGCCUGAUCCGAAUGAUCGUUUGGGUUAUGCCAAUCUCUUCUUCCUAAAAAAUCCGGAUUGGAAGAUGUUACGAACAAAGUUGACGCCAGUCUUCACGUCCGGCAAAAUGAAGAAAAUGUAUGAAUUGAUGAUUGAAUGCGUUGCGAAUCUAGACACGUAUUUAGAAUCUUUAGAAGUGAACGGUAUAAGAAAAGAGAUAGACGCGAAAGAUAUAAGCGCCAAAUUCACCACCGACAUAAUUGGCAGCAUUGCAUAUGGACUCAAUGUAAACUCGUUAAAUAAUCCGGAUGCUGAAUUCCGAAAGUACGGUAAAAAGAUUUUCGAUUUUAAUUAUAUCCGCGGUUUCGAGAUGCUCGCGGCGUUUUUUAUCCCAAAUAUAGCCCGUUUGGUCCAUUUAAAAACAUUCGGCAAGGAUACCAGCAUUUUCUUACGCAAAGCUUUCUGGGAGACGAUGGCUCAUCGUAUGGAGUCUGGCAUAAAGAGAAACGAUCUCAUAGAUAUACUUAUCGAACUAAAAAAAACUUACGGUCAUCAGAAUAUAGGCGAAUUCAAAUUUGAUGAUGACGACCUAGUAGCGCAAGCAGUCAUUUUUUUCCUUGGUGGUUAUGAACCUUCUUCGUCAAUGAUGGCUUUUACUUUGUACGAACUCGCAAUACAUCCAGAAAUUCAGGAUAAACUUAGGAAGGAGAUUCAUAAUGCGCUUGACGAAAACGAUAACAAGAUCACAUAUGACAUGGUAUUAUCGCUACCGUAUCUCGACAUGGUGGUAUCCGAAGAACUAAGGAUGUACCCGACAUUGCCGUUCUUGGAUCGCGUGGCAACGCAGACUUACAAGAUGCCGAAUUCUGAUCUAAUUCUUGAGAAGGGUACGCCAGUUUAUAUAUCGAUGCUCGGCAUGCAUUAUGAUCCCGAAUACUUUCCCGAUCCGCAUAAAUUCGAUCCGGAGCGAUUCAAUGAAGAGAACAAACGUAAUAGACCGUCAUGCGUCUACUUUCCAUUCGGAGAAGGCCCACGCGCAUGCAUAGGUACUCGUUUGGGAUUAUUGCAAGCGAAACUUGGGCUUAUUACAAUUUUGAACAAAUACGAAUUUACACCCAGCGAAAGAACUUUGAUACCAAUGGUACUUAAUCCAAAAGGUACUUUGACGUCACCAAUAAAUGGAGGUGUAUAUCUUAAUAUCCAAAGAAUUAAUAGUUACAUUCGAAAGUCAAGAGCAUACGUGUCAGCAUUACACUUAGACGUUGGAUUAAUCAUUUUAUUUAGAUACAAGUUGUGUAAAAUGGCGUUUAUAAUGCCCUACUGGAGCCUGGAUGGCAUGAUAAUUCUAACAUCUCUUGCCAUAAUGGCUUACCUUUACAUGACGCGCAAGUUCAACUAUUGGAAAAAACGUGGGGUUUCGGAAAUAUCACCAAUACCUUUCUUGGGCAAUUUUGCGGAAUGUAUAUUUAGGAAAAAAACACCGGGAAAUCUACUAAAGGAGUUUUAUGAUCAAGCAAAGGGGCAACCUUACAUAGGUUUCUUUAUUUUUGAUAAACCCUACUUGCUGAUUUGCAAUCAAGAACUCGUCAAAAACAUCUUAUCGAAGGACUUUAAUCACUUCUGCGACCGAUAUUUAACGCCGCAUGUAAAUGAUCGUCUAGGUUAUGCAAAUCUCUUUUUCUUAAAAAAUCCAACAUGGAAAAUGCUGAGAUUGAAAAUGACACCGUUCUUUACGCCCAGCAAAAUAAAGAAGAUGUUAUAUUUAAUAGAGGAAUGUGCCAACAAUGUAAUCGAGUAUAUGGAUUCACUGAAUUUGGAAAAUAAAGGAAAGAUAGUGGAGGUAAAAGAAUUAUUUACCAAAUUUUCUACGGAUGUGAUUGCCAGCACCGCUUUUGGACUCAACACGAAUUCUUUUAAGGAUUCGGACAUCGAGUUUUAUAAGUGCGGCAAAAUGAUCUUUGGAAUUGAACGCAGUUUUGAGUUUUUCACGACACUUUACAUGCCAACUCUAGCUCGUUUGACUGGCUUAACAUUUUUCGGCAAGCAGAAUGAUGCAUACCUGAGUAAGGUUUUCUGGGAAACGAUUACUCGACGCGAGAAAUUCGCCGAGAAGAGAAACGAUCUGAUCGAUAUUCUUAUCGAAUUCAGGAGAAAUUACGGCGAUAAAGACAUCGAUGGAUUUAAGUUUAAUGAAGACGAUCUACUAGCACAAGCAGCACUUUUCUUUGCGGCCGGUUUUGAAACCUCCGCGACAACAUUGAGUUUUGCGUUGUACGAACUCGCAUUGCAUCCUGAAAUACAUAAAUUGCGGAAAGAAAUUCUUCAGGCGCUUGUUAAAUUUGAUGGACAAAUUACAUACGAAAUGAUCACAUCGCUUUCGUAUCUCGAUAUGGUGUUCUCUGAAACUUUGAGAAUGUAUCCGCCAGUAGAAUACCUACAACGUAUCACAGUUGAGACUUAACCGAACUACAACCUCGUAUUUGAAAAAGGAACACCAGUUUUCAUCUCGGUACGCGGUUUGCAUUACGAACCAAAAUACUUUCCCAAUCCGUAUAAAUUCGAUCCAGAGCGAUUCAAUGAGGAGAAUAAAUUUGACAGGCCAUCAUACGUUUAUAUUCCAUUUGGAGAAGGUCCGCGUGCAUGUAUAGGCACUCGUUUGGGACUUUUAGAGAUGAAACUAGCAUUCGUAAAAAUUUUGAGCAAAUUUGAAGUGUCGCCAUGCGAAAAGACUUUAAUACCAAUGAAACUUGAUCUUCGUACAACUUUAACAAUGCCCUUAGAUGACGUAAUAUACCUCAAUAUACGGAAAAUUAAUACUGAAGAAUUGCAAAUAAUGUAACCUAAAAAUAAUUAU